Sesamum indicum (sesame) is the source of this 1963-nucleotide messenger RNA. Its product is annotated as rust resistance kinase Lr10. NCBI's taxonomy places the organism in Eukaryota, Viridiplantae, Streptophyta, Magnoliopsida, Lamiales, Pedaliaceae. Gene Ontology annotation, molecular function: ATP binding; polysaccharide binding; protein kinase activity. The record is from RefSeq and is a predicted model, not a curated record. Gene Ontology annotation, biological process: protein phosphorylation.
GAAGUCAAAUAAGGAAGAACAAGAUCAAGAUAAAACUCAACUGUAUAGGCUAAGAUGUAUUAACGGAUUUCACAGAAUCAUAAACCAUGAAGAUUUUCCUUUUCACCUUCAUUUCCAUAGUCCAUCUUGCAGGAGGCCAAAAUGGCUGCCUGCCUGCAACAUGUGGACCGUCAGGGCCAAAUAUCCGGUUCCCAUUCUGGCUAAAAGAUCAUCAACCAGAGCACUGUGGAUAUCCGGGCUUUGAACUCAGAUGCACUGAAAGUGGUGAUUUGAAGUUUGAUCUCCAAUUUCCAGUAACAGCAUCAGCCAACAAUGUAGUGCUUCCAUUACUAACAACUGUCACAGUCGGGGUGAUCGACUACGGAGCACAACAGAUGCUAGUCAGGCAUGCCGUUGCACGGUCCUGCCCACCAGAGAAGCUCACCACUUUGAACUCUUCGGCCUCUCCUUUUGAGGUGGAAGCGUUAGGAUACAGUGAGGGAUAUGUUUUGUUCAAUUGUUCUAAUGCAGAAAGUGAUUGGCAGACGGUUUCUUGCCUUAGCAACCAUGAUCACAAAGUCAUAACUCUCCCUUCUACCAGUGAGAUCACAGCUCUGCCUCCUCACUCAUCUUGUUUUAAGAUGUACAACAUUUCAUACGUACCGUACAAUGCAUUAGCAGGAAGAGAUGAUGAAUAUGGUGAGCGUUUUUAUGUUCGUUGGCGAAAACCGUCUUGCGGAAAUUGUGAAGCAGAAGGCAAGUUUUGUAGAUUGAGGAAUAAUACAGCAGAAGACACUGAAUGCUUCAGUCCGGAACAACCUCAACACGGUUUAUCGAAAAAUUAUAAAUCACUUGUUGCAGGUAUAACUGUAGGAACUAUACUCCUUGGGUUUAUCAUGGUUGAGUUGUUCUUCGUCUUCAUCUCGAUGAAAAGAAAGAAAGAGGAGCACAAAAGGAUACAAAAAAUCUUAGAGAAUCACAAAGACAUGAGCCCUAGAAGAUACUCAUAUGCAGAUAUCAAGAGAAUUACAGAUAAUUUCAAGGAAAAACUCGGCCCACGAACUCUUUUCAAAGGGAUGCUCGUCGAUGAAACUUGUGUUGCUGUGAAGAUGCUCGAUCAUUCUGAACAAAAUGUUGAGGACUUUAUUGACGAAGUGGACACAAUAGGUCGAAUGGAACACGUCAACGUCCUUCAAUUAGUUGGAUAUUGUGUUGAUGGACGUAAAAGAGCUCUUGUUUAUGAGUUCUUGUCGAGUGGUACGCUUGAAAUGCUUAUUUCUUCAGAAAGCCAGAGCCAAAUGCUUGGUUGGGAGACACUGCACCAAGUUGCUCUAGCCGUAGCCAAAGGGAUUGACUACAUUCGUCAAGAAUGCAACCAGAACAUCCUCAGUUUGAACAUUAAACCUCAGAACAUUCUGCUAGAUAACAACUUAAAUCCCAAAGUCUUAGUAUGUUCGAUAAGUGCUGCUCCAGGGGCAUCAGAAUAUGCUGCCCCAGAAAUGUUUGCAAGUACCUUUGACGUCCUGUCACAGAAAGCAGAUGUUUAUAGCUUCGGCAUGUUGUUGCUGGAUGUUGUAGGGAGACGGAGCGGUGGAGAGAAAGAAAAUGGUGGCAUUUACUUCCCCGAAUGGAUCCUCAAGAAUGGAGCAGAACGAGCAAUCCAGAUAGACGAAGAAGAAGAGAAUAUUGAGAUGGUUAAGAAACUCUCAGUUGUCGGCUUAUGGUGCAUUCAGUGGUUUCCAUCUGAUCGCCCGUCUAUGAAGACAGUGAUUCAAAUGCUCGAAGGAGACAAUAAGCCCAUUACACCGCCAAAUCCUUUUGCCUCUUUCAAUCUCAAACACACAUGAAACUUCAUGUUGAAACAUAUUUAGCAGAAAACUUUGUUUUGGUCUGCAGAUACUCAUUCAUGACUUGUUCUAUUCUGAUAAUGUUAAUAAGCUGAAACACAAUAAGCUAGUGAACAAUUAUCGAUUUACACUUUCUA